AAUGACAAUUGUAUAAAAAAUUAACUAAAUUUAACUAUUGCACUAGUUUUAAUUUAUUAACUUAAUUAAAAAUGUUUUUAAUCGAAGUAUAUUUUUAAUUACUUAUCGAAAACAAUGAUAACAUCGUGUUUUAACUCACGUUAUUUAACACUACUCUCCUUAAUACUAGUUCGUUGAUAGAUUCAGAUGUGAUAGUUGUUUUGGGGCACACUGAAAAGCAAUUCGAGGACUAGAUGCCGCCCUGGCGGCAAUCAAGCCAGGACUGUGGCCAGGAUGCUCAGCCUCGAUCAAGAAAUAGGAGCAUGGGAUUCUGUUUUACUCGAGCCGUUAACCGAAGACUCCUUCGUAACUAAUUUACAGCAACGUUUCAAGAGGGAUCACAUCUACACUUACAUAGGAAAUGUGCUCAUUUCAGUUAACCCUUAUAAAAAACUCGCGUUGUAUUCUGCCGAUCUCGCCGAGGCUUACGUCAAACGAGGACCAUUCCAGCUACCACCACAUAUUUAUGCAGUUGCUGGUACUGCAUAUAGAUGGCUUAAUGAUAGAAACGAGGACCAAUGUAUUAUUGUAACAGGUGAAAGUGGAUCUGGGAAAACGGAAGCUGCUAGAAUUGUUUUACAGUUCUUAGUUUUGGUUUCUGGAGAUAGUCCGGAAACGAAGCUUAUCAAGGAUCGAUUAGUACAAGCUAAUACACUUUUAGAAGCAUUUGGGAACGCGAGAACAAUGAAAAACGAUAAUGCUUCCAGAUUUGGGAAGUUUUUAGAUAUUGAAUUUGAUUUCAAAGGGGACCCUAUAGGUGGACAUUUAACACACUACUUUCUAGAUAAGUCCAGAAUUAUCCACUUGGCAUCGUCUGACAGAAACUUUCAUAUAUUCUAUCAACUUUUAUCAGGGGGAGAUAUCCAUCUAUUAAAGAAUUUAAAACUUCAACGUAACGUUGAACUCUACAACAUUCUUCUCACGGAUACCAAUCAACCGACUUUGUCAGACGAAGAAGAUAAAACGUUGUUCGUAUAUACGAGGGGCGCUUUAGAAGUGCUCGGAUUUACAGAUACCGAAAUUAUAGAUAUUUUUCGCGUUUUAGCGAUUAUUUUGAAAUUAGGUAAUUUGCAGUACGUGCCUUGCAGUAACAUUGACGGUACCGAGGGAUGUUCCAUAAAUAACGAAUACGAAUUAUUCGAGAUUUGCGAAUUGUUAGGGGCCGAACCGAGAUGGUUACGAAGGGCUUUAACCACUCAUCAAAUAGACGAAAGUAUAAUGACGGAUUUGAACGCCGUCGACGCCUCAAAAAUUCGAGAUACUCUAUGCAGAACGUUGUACAGCCGAUUAUUUACGUGGUUGAUAAAUAAAAUCAACGAUGUUAUAAAGGCGAAAACUUUGGGUAGGCGAAAGGAAAUGGGCGUAUUGGAUUUUUUCGGGUUUGAGAUUCUCGAUUGUAACCGUUUCGAACAACUUAUGAUAAAUUAUUGUAACGAAAAAUUGCAACAGUUCAUUGUUAGUUCGACUUUGAAAGAAGAACAGGCGGAAAUGUCGAAAGAGAGUUUGGAAUGGGUCAAAAUUGAUUAUUUCAAUAACAUAGCGAUAUGUCAAUUGUUAGAACACGAAAGUCACGGCAUAUUGUCGUUACUAGAAGAGGCUCACGUCCAAAGUGACUCAACUUACCUAAAGAGGGUCGCGCAAUGUUGUGCGGGUCAUUCCCAUUGCUUAGCGGCCGAUUCCCAACUUCCGGCAGACACUUUUCAGAUCAGGCAUUACGCCGGCGGGGUAACGUAUAAAGUGGAGGGGUUCGUCGAAAAAAAUCGCGAUUCGUUACCUAGGGAAGUAUCGAGGGCGAUGUUUCGCUGUGAUCAUCCGAUAAUACCUGCGCUAUUCCCCGAAGGCAAUCCCAAAAGGUGUAAUCCGAAGAAACCCGUUUCGAAGUCGUUGCAACUGCAGGUGUCCUUGAAUUCUUUGCUGAAAGUCAUUUCAGGCAGACAGAAUCAUUACGUCAGAUGUUUGAAGCCGAACGAAAUGAAGCAUCCGAGGAUAUUCGAAAUGGCGUUGAUACAACAUCAGGUUCGAUAUUUAUGUUUACUGCCAACUGUUCAGCUGUGGCGUACCGGUUACUGUUACCGAUUGCCUUACAUCCACUUCGUAUCUAGAUACAAGAUGAUAUCUGGUAGCACGUGGCCGAGAUGGCGAGGAUCGGCAGUCGAAGGCGCUUCGCUGAUACUUAGAUCGUUGCCUAUACCAAGCGCGGAAUUCACUUUCGGCAGGACUAAAUUGUUCGUGAGAAGUCCGCGCACCGUUUUCGAAUUGGAAGAUUUCAGAAAAUCCAGAUUACACGAUUUGGCCGUGUUGAUUCAGAAAAUUUGGAGGGGUAGCAGGGAGAGGAGGAAGUACAGGAAGAUGAAGCAGAGUCAGAUCAUCAUAGCUGCCGCUUGGAGAAGUUGGAGGGCGCGAGAGGAAUUUCGGAUAUUGAAACAUCGAAAAGAAGUCGAAUGGGCGACUAAAAUAAUUCAGAGACAUUAUAUACAGUGGAAACGACGACAAUUUUUGCUGAACCUCCGCAGAACGUUACCGGAAGACGCGAUUUCCCCCGUCUGCAGAGAUUGGCCCCAAGCCCCCAACAGAUUAACCGAAUGCAGUUCGCUGUUGAACAAAAUCCACCACCGCUGGAGGUGCCACAAGUUCAGAUUGAAGUUCGAUCAGACGGCCAGGAAUCGGAUGCGGGAAAAAGUUACCGCCAGUUUCAUAUUCAAAGACAGAAAAUGUUCAUAUCCGAGAAGCGUUUCGCAUCCCUUCGUCGGGGAUUACGUCCGUUUGAGGCAGAACGUGCAAUGGAAGAAGAUGUGUUUGGAAAACAACGACCAAUACGUAGUGUUCGCCGAUAUUAUCAAUAAAAUUACCAGGUCCAGUGGAAAGUUCGUUCCAAUUCUAUUGGUGAUAUCGACGAGAUCGAUGCUGGUGUUGGAUCAAAGGACGUUACAAAUCAAAUACAGAGUACCCGCUACGGAAAUUUACAGGAUGUCCCUGUCGCCGUUUCUCGACGAUGUCGCCGUGGUACACGUCAAAGCGUCACCCUUAGCCAACCCCGAAACGUCGAGUGCCUCGUCCGAUCAGACAAGCUGUCUAUUUCAGAGCGACCUCAGCAAAAAAAAAGGAGACUUCGUCUUCCAAACCGGACACGUUAUCGAAAUAGUUACGAAAUUAUUUCUCGUUGUCCAAAACGCCACCGGAAAACCGCCGGAAGUCAACAUCACCACCGAAUUCGAAGCGAAUUUCGGUUCGCAAACGGUGACGUUCACCUUCAAAUGCGGUCUACCCGAAGUUCAACCCGGUCAAAUUCGAGUUUUACGCAAGGCCAAUAAAAUGGAGGUACUGGUGUGACGAUUAGCAAGACAUAUCCACGCCUAUGUCGGAACUAGCAUAAUUAACACUGCCAUUAGGACGUUACAUCACUUUUUGUUCAUUUUUUUCUUCCCAGGAAAAUAUAUCGAGAUAGUAGAACUAAAUUUAUAUAAAAUAUUUCCAUAAACUACCAUUUUAAUACAUUUUCUUUGAAAAAAAAAAUUGCGGAUUCAAAAAAGACAGAAAAUUAGGCGUUCAAAAAUAGAUUUAACGAAACUUGUACAUAAUAAAAAUCUAUUAAGUUACUAGACUUUUCGUUUAAUAAAAAAUAUUGCAAAAAUUCAA
Molecule: messenger RNA, 3675 nt
Organism: Diorhabda carinulata
Lineage: Eukaryota; Metazoa; Arthropoda; Insecta; Coleoptera; Chrysomelidae
Gene: Myo95E
Product: unconventional myosin-Ib
Exons: 18
Coding region: 274-3369 (1031 amino acids)
Biological process (GO): vesicle transport along actin filament; actin filament organization
Cellular component (GO): vesicle; cytoplasm; plasma membrane
Molecular function (GO): microfilament motor activity; actin filament binding; ATP binding
Source: RefSeq, a predicted model, not a curated record